This is a messenger RNA of Beta vulgaris subsp. vulgaris (sugar beet), 3867 nucleotides long. RefSeq names its product villin-4. Gene Ontology annotation, molecular function: actin filament binding. Gene Ontology annotation, biological process: actin filament severing; cytoskeleton organization. NCBI's taxonomy places the organism in Eukaryota, Viridiplantae, Streptophyta, Magnoliopsida, Caryophyllales, Amaranthaceae. The record is from RefSeq and is a predicted model, not a curated record. The transcript is spliced from 24 exons. The coding region runs from base 507 to 3377 and encodes 956 amino acids.
ACCAAAAAUAAACAGCAAAUUUCCACCUGUAAAUGAUUCGUUGUAAACAAAACCCAAUUUGGCAAAUCACCCAUUUUUUAUUUUUAAAUUUCUUUGAUGAUUUCCCAUGUUUUCCCAUGUUUGUUUCCUUAGUUAAAAUUUCCUCCAUCUUCAACCUUUUUCUUCUCAUAUGCAUAUCUGGGUGAUUCUUAUUUUUAUGUCUUCAUAAAAUCAUCUAUGUUGUGUGGGGUCCGUUAGUGAUAAGCACGCCUGGCAGUCUCAUAAUUCCCUCCAAACGCCUUUCUCUCUCUUCCUCUCUUUCACUUUUCUUUCUCUCUCUUCCCAACCCUUUUGAUGUUCUUCAAUUGACAAUUUUUAUCAUCAAGAUUGAAUCUUUUUUUCAAUUUUGUUUUUAAAGUUCUUAGCUUUGGAUUUGUACCAUCUUCGUGACAUAAGGUUCUAUUGUCUGCUACUUGAAGCAAUAACUUUCUGCUGCAAAUAUAUCUGUAAAUUUUCUACAUCUUACAAUGUCAGUUUCCCUGAGAGAUCUUGAUCCAGCAUUUCAGGGAGCGGGUCAAAAGGCAGGACUGGAAAUAUGGCGCAUUGAGAAUUUUCGUCCUGUACGCGUUGCGAACUCUUCCUAUGGAAAAUUUUAUACAGGGGAUUCUUAUAUUAUUUUGAAGACAACAGCAUUAAAAAGUGGUGCAUUACGUCAAGAUAUACAUUAUUGGCUCGGCAAAGAUACUUCUCAGGAUGAAGCUGGUGCUGCGGCCGUCAAAACUGUGGAGUUGGAUGCUGCUCUGGGAGGUCGUGCGGUCCAAUAUAGAGAGGUGCAGGGCCAUGAAACUGAGAAGUUUCUUUCAUAUUUUAAACCAUGUAUAAUUCCCUUGGAAGGUGGAGUUGCAUCUGGUUUUAAGCAUCAUGAAGCUGACCAAUAUACGCCACGCCUCUAUGUUUGUAGAGGGAAACAUGUAGUUCAUGUAAAUGAGGUUCCUUGUACCCGAUCUUCUCUAAAUCACGAUGAUAUAUUCGUUUUGGACACUGAAUCCAAAAUUUUUCAAUUCAAUGGCUCCAACUCUUCCAUUCAAGAGAGAGCUAAAGCAUUGGAAGUUGUUCAGUAUAUUAAAGAUAACAAUCAUCAUGGAAAAUGUGAUAUAGCUGCAAUUGAGGAUGGGAGGUUGAUGGCUGAUGUUGAAUCUGGUGAAUUUUGGGGUUUUUUUGGUGGUUUUGCUCCACUACCAAGAAAAACAGCUACUGAAGGCAAUAUAAUGGCUGAUCCUACUCCUGCUAAGCUUUUCCAUGUUGAGAAGGGACAGGCAGAACCAGAAGAAGCUGAUUCUUUAACAAGGGAUCUACUAAAUACAAAUAAAUGCUAUAUUCUGGACUGUGGUAUUGAAGUUUUUGUAUGGAUGGGAAGGAAUAGCACUCUCGAUGACAGAAAAAGUGCAAGUGGAGCAGCUGAAGAAUUGCUUAGGAGCCUCAACCGACCAAAGUCUCAUGUAAUCCGUGUAAUUGAGGGUUUUGAGACAGUUGUCUUUAAAACAAAAUUUGAUUCUUGGCCUCCAGCGGUCGAGGUUGCUGUAUCUGAAGAUGGAAGAGGCAAGGUUGCCGCUCUUCUCAAACGUCAAGGUGUCAAUGUGAAAGGCCUUGUGAAAGCUGAACCCGCAAAGGAUGAACCUCAAGUAUACAUUGACUGCACUGGAAACUUGCAGGUUUGGCGUGUAAAUGGCAACAAGAAGAAUCUCCUCUCUGCUUCUGAACAGUCAAAGUUCUACAGCGGAGAUUGCUACAUUUUUCAGUAUUCAUACCCUGGAGAAGAUAAGGAGGACCACCUUAUUGGGACAUGGUUUGGCAAGCAAAGUAUUGAGGAGGAACAAACAUCAGCCACAGCCUUGGCUAGCAAGAUGGUAGAAACAAUGAAGUUCCUGCCAACUCAGGCUCGAUUUUAUGAAGGAAGUGAGCCGAUCCAAUUCUUUGCUAUCUUUCAGAAUUUUAUUGUUUUCAAGGGUGGACUCAGUGAAGGGUACAAAAACUAUGUUGCUGAGAAAGAAAUUCCCGAUGAUACAUACACAGAGGAUGGUGUUGCUUUGUUUCGAGUUCAGGGUUCUGGACCUGAUAAUAUGCAAGCUAUUCAAGUAGAAAAGGUUCCAACAUCUUUAAAUUCUUCAUACUGUUACAUAUUACAUAGUGGCUCCAUUGUGUUUUCAUGGUCUGGAAAUCUCACGUCAUCAGAGGAUCAGGAGCUUGUCGAGAGGCAGUUGGAUAUCAUCAAGCCAAAUUUGCAGUGCAAAAUACAAAAGGAAGGAGCAGAAUCAGAACAAUUCUGGCAGUUGUUAGGAGAGAAAACCGAAUACCCAAGCCAGAAAAUUUCUAGAGAUCCUGAAAGUGAUCCUCACUUAUUCUCAUGCCACUUCUCUAAAGGAGUUUUGAAGGUGGUAGAAAUAUAUAAUUUCUCUCAGGACGAUCUAAUGACUGAAGAUAUAUUUAUAUUGGAUUUGCGCUCGGAUAUCUUUGUUUGGGUUGGACAGAUGGUGGAUUCCAAGACCAAACUGCAAACUUUGUCAAUUGGAGAGAAAUUUGUGGAAUGUGAUUUUCUUCUAGAGAAGCUGUCUCCUAAAGUGCCCAUAUACGUCGUCAUGGAAGGGAGUGAACCCCCUUUCUUCACUCGCUUUUUUACGUGGGACUCAGCAAAAUCUGCUAUUCAUGGAAACUCAUUUCAGAGGAAGUUCGCAUCAAUGAAGAAUGGUGGGACCCCACCAGUAGACAAACCAAAAAGGAGAACCCCUGUAUCAUAUGGGGGCCGGUCUAGUGUGCCAGACAAGUCACAGGGUCGUUCAAGGAGUAUGUCUUUCAGCCCGGACCGUGUCCGUGUGAGAGGAAGGUCUCCUGCAUUUAAUGCGCUUGCUGCUACUUUUGAGAGCCACAAUGCCAGGAAUCUCUCAACACCACCUCCAAUGGUUAGAAAGCUUUAUCCAAAAUCAGGCACCCCAGAUUCUGCUAAUUCAGCUCCAAAAGCUGCUGCUAUCGCAGCACUUACUGCAUCUUUUGAGAAAACCCCACGAGAACCUCUUACUAUACCCCGCUCUCGUAAAGUGAAUGUAGAACCUCCAAAAGAAACACCAUCCCCGGAGUCAAACUCAAAGGAGAAUUCCAUGGGUAGCAUAGUAGAAGAUUCCAAGGAGGACGAGGUUGAAGAUGAGGAGGGACUUACAAUACACCCAUAUGACCGUCUGAAGACGAUAUCGACUGAUCCUGCUCCUGAUAUUGAUGUCGCUAAGCGGGAGACUUACCUCUCUGCAGCGGAGUUCAAAGAAAAAUUUGGAAUGGCAAAAGAAGCUUUCUACAAGCUACCAAAGUGGAAACAAAAUAAGCUAAAAAUGGCCUUGCAUCUGUUUUGAGCAUCAGCAAGGUCUUGUUCUUCUGUUGCCGCAGUGCUUGACAGCCAUUCUGACUGUCUCGUGUUUUUCUGCAGUGAUACUUCUUUCAUGUUGGUGUGAAGGGACAGCAUCAGUGUUUUUAGGCUGCUUCUGCUCCCAAUAACUUACCUUUUUAUUGCACUAGAUGGGUUUUGUUAGGAAUUGUUCUCUGAAUAUAUAUUUUUUUAUCCUACCCCUGCGCGGGAGCGGGUGGUUUGGUGCCUAGUUUUGGUUCUUUCAAUUUUCUGUCAUAUUCUUUAGGUCACAGCACUGUUGUGAGCUUGCAUUUUUGUUUCAUUUCGGUCGAGUCUGUUAAAGAUUGAUUGAAGAGGAGGAAUUAUAGGAUUUUCAAGGUCAAUUCCUUUUUAGGUUGUACUGAAGAGCCAAGGUUAAAGGUUUGUACAGAAGAGUGUAAAAAUUCUAGUUCAGAGCUCACAUUUUUUUAUAAUAAGGUGUGCAUUUCAAAAUACCA